GCUUAUCUUGGGAGCCACCAGGUAUUGCUCAACGGAAAGCUCUGGUGACCAGUGACAUCAGCCAUGUCAUCAAGACCUCUUGAAAGUCCACCUCCUUACAGACCUGAUGAAUUCAAACCGAAUCAUUACGCACCAAGCAAUGACAUGUAUGGCGGAGAGAUGCACAACCGGCCCAUGCUCUCUCAGCCAGCAUAUUCUUUCUACCCAGAGGAUGAAAUCCUUCACUUCUACAAAUGGACCUCCCCGCCAGGCGUGAUCCGGAUUCUCUCCAUGCUCGUCAUUGUGAUGUGCAUCGCCAUAUUUGCCUGUGUUGCCUCCACCCUUGCCUGGGACAGAGGCUAUGGAAAUGGCUUACUGGGAGGUGGCAUAGGCUACCCCUAUGGAGGAAGUGGCUUUGGUGGCUUCGGGAGUGGCUAUUCUUAUGGCUACAACUAUGGCUACGGUGGGGGCUACACUGAUCCGAGAUCGGCCAAGGGCUUCAUGCUGGCCAUGGCCGCCUUUUCUUUCAUCGCCACAUUGGUGAUAUUUGUGACCAGCGUUAUAAGGUCGGAAAUAUCCAGAACAAGAACGUAUUACUUGGCCGUGAUCAUAGCAAGUGCGAUCCUGACCGUCAUGAUGUUUAUCGCCACAAUUGUCUACAUCAUGGGAGUGAACCCCACGGCUCAGUCUUCUGGAUCGAUGUACGGUUCUCAGAUAUACGCUCUCUGCAACCAGUUUUACACACCUGCAGUUUCGGGACUCUACGUGGACCAGUAUCUGUACCACUACUGUGUAGUGGACCCCCAGGAGGCCAUUGCCAUUGUGCUGGGGUUCGUGGUGAUUGUGGCUUUCGCAUUGAUCAUUUUCUUUGCUGUGAGAACUCGGGGAAAGAUAGACCGCUAUGACAAGUCGAAUAUUCUGUGGGACAAGGAGCGUGUCUUUGAGGAGCAGCCCCCCAAUGUUGAGGAGUGGGUUAAAAAUGUUUCCGUAGGCACACAAGACAUGCACGCACCACCGUCUGACUAUGUGGAGAGAGUUGACGGCUCCAUGGUCUACCCUUCCAAUGGCAAAGUGAAUGACAAGCGGCCCUACCUCGAUUCUUCCUGCAAAUCAACACCGGUGCCGGAGGUGGCUCAGGAGCUUCCCCUAACUUCUGCUGUGGACGACUACAGACAGCCCCCUUACAGCAGCAGUGAGAACUACGAGACGCCUUCAAAAUGGACUUCUGCCAAGGGAAGAGCAGGCAAGCCCAGGAGAAGCGAGCAAGACCACUAUGAAACAGACUACACGACGGGUGGCGAGUCCUGUGAUGAGCUGGAGGAAGACUGGAUCAGGGAAUAUCCACCUAUCACUUCAGAUGAACAAAGACAACUCUACAAGAGAAGCUUUGACACUGGCCUGCAUGAGUACAAGAGCUUACGAGCAGAGCUCGAUGAGAUCAGUCAAGCAUUGUCUCGGUUGGAUAAAGAAUUGGAUGAUUAUAGAGAAGAAAGUGAAGAGUAUAUGGCUGCUGCUGAUGAAUACAAUAGACUGAAGCAAGUUAAGGGAUCUGUAGAUUACAAAAGUAAGAGGAAUUACUGCAAGCAGCUGAAGAGCAAGUUGUCGCAUAUCAAGAAGAUGGUUAGUGAUUAUGAUAAACGGAAAACAUAGAAGAUGUAUGUCGCCUUGCCUGGGAGAUGAAGGCAUGUCUGUUUCUGCAGUGUCUGUUCUCAGAAGACAGAUGACUGGAUUGUAGCCUGGCCCACCAAACCUUUGUGGUCAUUACAAAGUCUUGGUAGCUUUCAUAUCGCUAUCAAUAUCAUCAGUAUUGCAGCAUUUGAUAUAGUUUUUGAAAAUCAACUGGGCUGGAACACUCCGAUUAGGGAUUUUAAUACUUUAAACAUGGAUUCUUGUGUGAAGAACUAACUACUGUUGGAGGUUUUAAAAUCUUAAAGGAAGGUCCUGCUGUGAACUGUACUAUGAAGGUUCAUACCCAGGGCAUAUCUUAAUAAUAACAAUAAUGAACAAUAUAUAAUUCACAUAAUUGAUCUCAUUUAAUCCUCCCAGCUAUACUUUAGAGAACUGCUAUUCCUAAUCUUCCUUCUCAGGUAAGGAAACUUGGUUCCCUGCAUGGCACUCUCCAAAGUGAAACUGCUCCUGUCCUAGCGUGCUGUUUCGGUGAAGUCUGUUUGAUGAUUCCACCAAUAAAGUCCUUGCCCUUUCAUAUUUCAGUUAUUGGCAUGUACGCUGUAUGCUGCCAGUUUCCCCAACUACGUGCAGGGCUAAAAUGAACUUGUUUCAUUUUGUCCUAAUAAUAGAGAUCAUGUAAAAUUAACCAACAGAUUUAACAUUGUAAAUACACAUUUACAUUUUUAAAAUCAAAAUUUAAACUUAAUGGUUAGAGUUUUGUGUAUUUUAAAAUACUUUUUAUUUUUUAUGGUUUACAUUUUUUUUAACCCACUAGAGUUUUUCAUUAUAACUGAAUCUCCAAUUGCCUUUAUCAUUCAACUGUGACUUGAAUUGUACCUUUUAGGAAUGUUCAAGUUCUGUACAUAUUUUGUAAGGUAUUAAACCUGAUGUUCUCUUUCUGUAUUAUUCCUGUUUGAUGUUAUUAGUGCUGUUAAUACUGAGCCGUGGAAAACAUUACUCAGGGCUGUAUUUGCUUUAAGCUAUUGUGGGUGCUGUGUUUGUUGGUGGUUUCCCAAGCCUUUGGUUCUCAGAAGGCUGAUUUAUCUGGGUAUAGGAUGAACGGUAUACCAUACAACACCAAAUUAUUUCCAAUGGUGCCUUUCAAUAUCAGCGUAUUCUUAAAAAAUCAGAUUCUUCUUCAUAAAGUAAAAUUCGAUGAUAUGCUGUGUAUUUAGCCAAGUUGAUUGUGAUCAUUUCAGUUUUUAGAACUGCUCUCUCCAGUUUUGGUUUUAUGAAAGCCAUUUAAUAAUCAUCUUUAAAUCAAUCUGUACGAUGUGAUUAUGACAUUCAAAUGUAUAGGUUUUCAUAGACAAGUCUGGUGACUUUCCAAAGGCAGACUUCAAGCAACGAGGCCUCUAUCACAAUGCUUAUUGCUUCAAAUUGGAGAAAUUCUUACCUUUUGCUGUACAUACCUGUGAUACAAAAGUAAUAAUAAUCAGCUGGUGUUCAGUUCACAGCAGAUGGAAAGGGCUUUCGAGCACUUUAACUGAUUUUUACAUCUGUUAAAUUUCCAACUCCUUGUCUUGGAGAUCAGCGUACUUAAGUUUGUGAAGGCAAGUCAGCAGUAAAUAGUCUGACCAGAGAAAACGUUUUGCCUGAAUGAAGAGAGUGAUACAAGUUCGCAGUGUAAUGUUCCAUAAAGGUGUAAUUUGAAAUAAAUAAAAAAGAAUAAGAAAAUCUGUUUUCAAAUGUGGAACUUACACUAAGGGUCAUUAGCGGUGCGUACCUGUGAAAUGCUACUCAGGUGGCUUCCAAGUCCGUAAAGAAGGGGCUUCUUCCAUGUCCGACCUUGGCUCUACUGUACACCGCUGUUCCACGGAGCAUGUUGUGACACCCUGUGGUCCCUCUCCUAAAGGUUCAUUGCGGAAAGCGAGGCUCACCCUACAUGUGUGACGAUGUGUUGACCGUGGCUAGGACCAGGAAAGUAUAAGCAUACAUGUAUCCACCACCCAGAAAUAAAUGUUAAUUUUUGUUGUAUUUUUUUGAAAUAAAAUUAUCUACUGGUA
Echinops telfairi (small Madagascar hedgehog) is the source of this 3653-nucleotide messenger RNA. RefSeq names its product occludin (gene OCLN). Gene Ontology annotation, biological process: bicellular tight junction assembly. The transcript is spliced from 8 exons. The record is from RefSeq and is a predicted model, not a curated record. Gene Ontology annotation, cellular component: apical plasma membrane; cytoplasmic vesicle; bicellular tight junction. Lineage: Eukaryota; Metazoa; Chordata; Mammalia; Afrosoricida; Tenrecidae. The coding region runs from base 64 to 1629 and encodes 521 amino acids.